UGAUGUUGGGACCGUUCUGGUUUACAGUGUUUCCGUUGCCCUCUGGACGUAAGUGGGCAUUGAGUAGACAACAUAUGCACUCACUCUGCUCAUCCCCCCCACAUCUGUGAGAAAGGGCGUUUUAUAAUUAUGAACACAAAAGCAAACAUUUAAGAAUUCACUGGAAUUACAGCUCCACCUCCUGAGGCCCCGCCCUCCAAGGGGCCCUGCCAGCCACCCACAGGUUUCCAGGGCAACCGCCCAACAGAUACUUGGAGCCUCUGGAAGUAGCAGCUGUUGGUCCCAGGUCCACAAGGGCCAGUGUUUUCUAUUAUGGAUUCGGCAGAGAAGAAAGAAGAAUAUCCUUUUGCAGAUAUCUUUAAUGAAGAUGAAAUGGAAAGAAACUUUUUGUUGUCCAAACCUACUUGCUUUAUUGUAUUUGGGAAACCAGGGACUGGGAAGACAACAUUAGCCCGUAAUAUAGCACAGGCAUGGAAAUGUAUUCGUGUUGAAGCUUUAUCGGUUUUGGAAGAACACAUUGCCUCUGAGACUGAAACGGGAACUAUGCUGCAGUCAAUGCUGGUGAGCGGUCACAGCAUCCCAGAUGAGCUCAUCACGAAGCUGAUCCUGGAGAAGCUCAAGUCUCCAGAAGUCUCUCACUUUGGUUACAUCAUCACUGAAAUACCAUCACUCUCACAGGAUACCAUGAACACCUUGAAGCAAGUAGAAUUUAUUAAAAAUUUAGAAUUGCAACCAGAUGUCAUAAUCAAUAUUAAGCGUGGUGACUAUGACUUGUGCCAGAGGAUCUCUGGACAAAGACAGCACAGUACCACAGGGUACAUAUACAGUAGAGAGCAGUGGGACCCCGAGAUCAUUGAGAGUCGCCGGAAACGGAAGAAGGACUCGGCCAAAGACGGAAAAGUUGAAGAGGAGGAGGAGGAGGAAGAACAAGAAGAAGAAGAGGCAUAUAUGGCUGAAAUGCAGAUGGUAACUGAACUUCUUCAGUACCUGGUCCAGCGCCCUGAGGAUUAUUUGGAGAACAUUGAAAAUGCUGUGAAGCUUUACAAGGACAUACUUCUUCACUCUUUAGAGGAGGUAAUGGCUGAACAUGAUCCCCAGUAUCUCAUCGAGCUGGAUGGGAAUAAGUCCCCAGAGGAGCUCUUCUUGACAGUUAUAGAACGCCUGAAAUACUUGAAUCUAAGAAGAGCUGCCAUUGUCACCAAGCUGCAGAGUACAGAAGAAGAAAUGAAUGACAUAAUAGACACCGAAGAACUGUUCCGUACACUCGGGUCUUAUAAACUCAUUGCACCGCGGUACAGAUGGCACCGAAGCAGGUGGGCGCGUUCUUGUCCCAUAUCCUUAAAGGAGGGGAACAUUUAUUCGGGGUCAGCGGAUUUUGCUGUGAGUUUUCUAGGUAAAAUAUAUUGCCUUUCUUCCGAAGAAACAUUAAAAUUAUUUUCACUGAACCCCCGUCCCUGCCUUCUACCACCUAUGCCAAUUCCACCAUGUAAAAUCUUCAUAUUUGGGCCCAGGAGCUCAGGGAGAACGACGCUGGGCAGCCUGAUUGCAGAAUACUUCAAAGGAAAGGUGGUUGACUAUGCUAAACUUAUUCAGCCACGUUUUAAUGACGCCCGCGAAAAACUAAUUAGAGACACCAUAAUUGAGGCCACCAACACGGCUAUCAAAACUGUGAAAGAGAAGUUACUGAUGGAACUGAAAGCUAAGAAGCAAGAGGAGAAGGCCUUAAGGGAAUUGCAAACGCAGUAUGCAAAAAAGGAGUAUGAAGACUUCAUGGACUAUAAACUGUUUAAAAGCACUGAUGACUUACAGUCUUUGGGGGAUGACGAAGUCUCUCAAGGCACCCAGAAAUUUAGCAGCUUAGAGAUUGCCGACGAAGACAAAACUAGGUCGGAGAACACCAUUGAUGUGGACACCAGUGAAGGUGUCUCCACAGAAGAGUCCAUAGGAGAGGUGAAUGAAAACCACCCCGAGGUACUUCUCAUGAUAGAGGACACACUGAGACAUGCCAAGGAGUUGAACUUUGAGCAGCCGUAUGAGAAACAUGCUGAGCUUCUAGACGAAGUCAUCAAAGAGAUAACAGAAGAUAACAAGAACAGGUUUCCUGGUGCCCCAAAACAAGGAGGAUGGAUUGUGGACAAUUGCCCUCUUAUAAGAGAUCUGUGGAUGGCCUUCAUUGAAAAAGGAGUUGUGCCUGAUUUGGUUAUCUCUUUAACAGAUGGAGAAAACAAUGGAAAAUGUUUUUUAAAUAAGAUGUAUUUAGAGAAAAAGACUGAAAUCGAUACUAAGAUUUUAGAAAGAUUGCUAGAUGAACUUCAAACCAAAAAAAAGGAAGAGGCGGAAAUACGCAAAGCCAAAGAAGAAGAAGUGAGACUAGAAGAGGAAAAGCGGAGGAUGGCAGAAGCUGUGGCUAAGAAAGCAAAAGAUGCUGAAGUGCCUGAUAAUGAGGCUGAGGAGGAGGUUGAUGUUGAGGAUUUUGAAGGCCAUGAAGAGUCUGAGGCAUCUGAGAUACCUGAGUACUCCAGAGGGUCCUUGUUACCUGAGGGGUCUGAAGCAUCUGAGGUCCCAGAAGCAGAGCACGAACCAGAAGCAGUCCCUGAACCUUCUGAGGACAUUUCGGUUGAAGCAGAAAUCCAAAAGGGAUCCAAAGAGGUUCUGGAACCUGAAGAAGUAACCGAAACAGUUGUGCUGCCGGAGUUCCCACCAGAUGCUUACCCCAAUGUUCCUGAGAUGGAGCCAAUAAAAGAAGAGCUGAAUAAUUACCUUGUAAUGUGGAAAAAUCUGGAGCAGAUGAUUGGUGACAAUUUUAUUCAAAUAUUAACACUGGAUAUUUCCAACAAAACACCAAAGGAAUUGCUUCAAAAAGUAGUUGAGACAAUGCAAAAACCCUUUCAGUAUGCUGCAUGGGAACUAAAUGCUGAAGACUACGAUGAAGAAGCAGAAGACUAUCAGGCCGAGGCAGAAGUGGACGAGGAUCAGGAGGAAGAGGAGGAGGAGGAAGAGGAGGGUGAAGAAAAGCUGAAAGAAAAAAGAAGGCACCUGGGAGACACAAAGCACUUCUGCCCAGUGGUUCUCAAAGAAAACUUCAUUCUCCAGCCAGGCAACACGGAGGAGGCUGUGAAGUACCGAGAAAAGGUAUACUACUUUUCCACUGCCGAGGCCAAGGAGAAGUUCUUGGAGCAUCCCGAGGAGUAUGUGGCCCAGGACGAACCACUAAAGGCUCCUCCAAUCAGGAUAUGUCUUCUGGGUCCCCGUGGCUCUGGCAAAACGAUAUGCGGAAGAAAGCUGGCGGAAAACUUUGGUAUAUUUCACAUUCAAUUUGAUGAAUUUCUCCAAGAAAAAAUGCUGCUCAAGGCUGAAAGGAAAUACGGACCUGAGUUUGAGGAAGAUUCCGAGGAGGAGCAAGCAAUAAAGCAAGAGCUUGAGGAGCUUGCCAUUCAGGCGAACAUGAAGGUGGAAGAAGAAAGCACCAAGAAGCAGCUUCCAGAUGUGCAAUUCACAGAAGAGGAAGACGCAAUCAAGCUGAGUCUAACGGAGAACGAGCCCCUGCCUUCAGAAAUUCUAGACUCCAUACUUUCUGAGUGGUGGCUUAAAGAACCAAUACGCUCUACUGGCUUCAUACUGGACGGUUUCCCGAGGUACCCAGAGGAGGCCCAGUUUCUAGGAGAGCGGGGCUUUUUCCCAGAUGCUGCUGUUGUAAUACAAGUAGAUGAUCAAGAUGUCUUUGAUCGCCUCCUUCCUACACAAGUUCAGAAGUGGAAAUUGAAACAGUGCAAGAAAUUAGAAAGAAAAAAGCUCAUCAAAUACUUGAAGACAAAAAUCAAGGAGGAUAUGAUUGCUAAAAGAAGAGCUGAACUUAUUUCUGAGAGAGACAGAAAACGGAGAGAGGAAGGUAUUUUCCGAGAUGAUGAUGACUUUAGUGACGAAGAUCCUGAUGACGAGGAGGAUAUUGAAAACAUCCUCGAAGAGGAAUUUCCAAAGGAUGAGGAAGAGAUGAGUGAGGAAGAUGAGGAGCAGGAAGGAGAAGCAACUGAGCGCCUGAGAAGCGAACUGGGAGAAAAAUUUGAAACAGAUAUGAAUAACCUACAAAUAAUACAGGAAGAAUUCGAGAAGUUUCUGAUACCAAUAAUUACAGUUAACGGAGCUAGGAAAAUUCACAUUGUGCAAUAUGUAUUGAAUUUGAAAUUGAAACCACUAGUGGAAAAUCGGGCAAGCAUUUUUGAAAAAUGUUAUCCAGUGACGACACACCUUGCUCAUAAAAUGCUGGCCUUCACCUACAAAUACAUGAGCUCAUUUGGCUACUGGGACCCUGUAAAGCUAAGCGAAGGAGAGACGAUCAAGCCUGUGGAGAAUGCAGAGAACUCUCUUAGCGCUGUAAUCCACCGUCAGUAUGUUUAUUUUCUAUCUAGUAAACAAAAUAAAGAAAAAUUUAUGAUGAACCCAAUCAAAUACAUCCGGCAACCCAAACCCAAAGCUACUAUGCCUGUGAGGGUUAUGAUCGUGGGGCCUCCCAAGUCGGGGAAAACUACAGUUGCCAAUAAGCUUGCAAGUGAAUACGGCUUAAAGCGUUUGUCCAUAGGAGACGCAUUGCGUAACAUGUUAAGCAAUCACCCAGAUACGGAGCUGUCACUCAUGAUAAACUGGCACCUUUACAAAGGAAUGACAGUGCCUGACACUCUUGCUGUUCAGGCUUUGGAUAUUUCCCUCAUGGAAAGUGUGUGCAAUACCAUAGGUGUGGUCAUUGAUGGCUACCCUGCGACCACAAACCAGAAGAAUCUCUUGGAGGAGAGGUCGAUCAUUCCCAUGAUCAUCUUUGAGUUGGAUGUGCCAUCCAAGGAGAUUUUCAAAAGGUUGCUCUUAGAAAAGAAUAUGGAGCAAAGUACGCCUUAUCCACUGCACAACAGUACACAGAUUAUAGCCUAUAAGAAUGCCAAGUACCGUAAAAAUGUCACUGAGAUCAGGCAAUUUUAUCAAGAACAGCAUCAAAACUGGCACGUGAUUGAUGGAUUUCACAGUAAGUGGUGGGUAUGGAAUGAAGUCAUUAAAGACAUCCAACAGAUGAAUAAGUACAUACAGACAUACAUGGAAAGAAUAAAGGAAGGGAAGGCUGCUUGCAUUGACAAAUUAUGUAUCACACCGCAAGAGCUGAUUUCUCGCCUGGGAGAGUUUGGACAGUUCUGCCCUGUCAGCCUAGCAGAAUCUUACGAACUGAUUGAUUGUUCUGUAACUAAAAGCUUGGAAUUUGCCGCAGAGUUCAGGGGACACUAUUAUAAAAUGAGUUCUCAGGAAACCCUAAAUAAUAAGAAUUUCAUUUUCUUUACUGCGGGGUGCUUAUUUCUUCCUGCUUAUAGCAUAAUAAUCACAGAAUUUUUAAAGCAGCAGUCAUGCCAGAAAUUUCUGAUGAACCCAGAAUUGUAUGUGCCUCCCUUGGCCCCUUAUCCACUCCCACCUGAUGCCAUGCUCCCCAAAAGACUGACCCUGUCAGAGCUGAGGAGUCGAUUUCCUAAGUGUGCUGAGCUCCAAGGCUACUGCCCAGUGACUUACCAGGAUGGAAAACAAAAAUAUGAAGCCCUGGUGCCUGGUAACCUUCAAUAUGCUGUGGAGUAUCGUGGUCGUAUAUAUAUUUGUGAGAGUGAAGAAAAACUCCAGAAAUUUUUGAGGUUGCCGAUGCAAUACUGGGACCAGAAGCUUCCGUACAAACUUCCCCCACUAAAGGAAUCCAUCCACCUUACCAGUCUCCCUUUGCCUGGGUAUCUGGAACAGGGCACAGCGACUUCUCUAAUCAAGGCCUUGAAUGCAGCAGGGUGCCUGAAGCCCAAGUUCCCCUUCUUAAGUGUGAGGCGAUCUGUGCUCCUCUAUGUGGCCUUCCAUCUCAAAGCAUUUAAUCCCAAAGGUUCUGAAUAUUCAAAAGCAAAAUAUAAGAAGAAGAUGGAGAAGUUUGUGGAGAGAUGUGAACUCAUAACAUACCUCAGUUCCAAGAUGACCCGGAAAUACAAGGAGCCUCAGUUUAGAGCCAUCGACUUCGAUCAUAAACUACAGACCUUUUUCUCCCUGAGAAACAUAGACCCAGUUACUGGAUAACUUGCUUAGGUUACCAAACCCCAAUUCCAAAAGUCUUCUCCAAGGGAUAGAGUCUUGGAGCAGACUUCAAAUACUGCGUUUCCUGAAUUUUACUUCCUCUUGCCUGACGUUAUAUGGUUACCAGGCCUCAGACAGACUCAAAGCUUAUCAGCUAGGAAGGCUCACCCUCUGAAUACCUAAGUGCUAAUACAGUUUUCAAGUUUAAUGCCUUUUUCUGAAUUUUGAUGCUUACAAAAUAGACAUUCCGUUUGAGAUAUUAAAAUGCUUACUAAUUA
Mesocricetus auratus (golden hamster) is the source of this 6353-nucleotide messenger RNA. It is a transcript of the gene Ak9, whose product is annotated as adenylate kinase 9. The transcript has 41 exons. NCBI's taxonomy places the organism in Eukaryota, Metazoa, Chordata, Mammalia, Rodentia, Cricetidae. Gene Ontology annotation, cellular component: mitochondrion; cytoplasm. The coding region runs from base 313 to 6078 and encodes 1921 amino acids. Gene Ontology annotation, molecular function: nucleoside diphosphate kinase activity; ATP hydrolysis activity; AMP kinase activity. Gene Ontology annotation, biological process: AMP phosphorylation. The record is from RefSeq and is a predicted model, not a curated record.